AUGGUUGCAAAUGUUUUGAUGUUUAUUUUCAUAUCCUUUGCGGGAAUCAUAGCAACCCUCGAACGAACGAAUGGAAUUCUUUUCAGUUCUUGCGAAAUAGACGGUAGGAUUGCAGAAAACUGUGCCAGUACGUUAAGUCUAGCAUCCUCUCGCAUCGAUCCAAGGAUUCAACGGAAGAUGUCGAACAAAUUGUUUAUGUGUGAUUUCGAAGUGUUUGGAAUUGUACAAGGGGUGUUCUUUCGCAAGUACACCCAAAAACAGGCGUCAAGUUUGGGAUUACGUGGUUGGUGCAUGAAUACUCGCGAUGAUACAGUGAAAGGACAACUCGAAGGUGAAGAAAAAGCGAUGAACGAAAUGAAACAUUGGCUACAAACUAAAGGUAGUCCAUCUAGCCGUAUUGAUAAGGCAGUUUUUAGCGUUCCAAGAGAGAUAACAAACUUUUCAUUCAAAGAUUUCUCAAUACGUCGUUGA
Anopheles marshallii is the source of this 471-nucleotide messenger RNA. Its product is annotated as acylphosphatase-2-like. Lineage: Eukaryota; Metazoa; Arthropoda; Insecta; Diptera; Culicidae. The coding region runs from base 1 to 471 and encodes 156 amino acids. The record is from RefSeq and is a predicted model, not a curated record. The transcript is spliced from 4 exons. Gene Ontology annotation, molecular function: acylphosphatase activity.